AUGGGUAGAUUGGCGCUGCAGAUGACGACAUCUUCUUCACUGGGUGGUGACUUUGGGUGGAUGGUCCGCCUGGCUGAUGAUAUGGACGUGGGAGCGGUUUCCUCAUACAUCACCACUACAUGCGGAGACGGGUGCGCAGAUUACUCAGGACACAGUGCCACGUGGCCUUCAAUGGCUUCCGGCCCACACCCGUCAGCAUGGAGAUCAGUUCUACCUGUACAAGCUGUGGUUUGA
Molecule: messenger RNA, 234 nt
Organism: Linum tenue
Lineage: Eukaryota; Viridiplantae; Streptophyta; Magnoliopsida; Malpighiales; Linaceae
Source: the annotation of a GenBank genome assembly